UUGUGGGCCAAGUAUGUAGCGGUGGCGCUGACCGCCGCAUCUCCCAUCGGCGAGGAACUGAUUUCCAUACCGCUGGGCGUGGGACUGGGAUUGGAGCCGGCGCUGGUCGCCGUGGUUUCCGUGGUGUUCAACAUGCUGCCGGCGGUGGUGAUUUCGGCGCUUUUUCGGCGUGCGGAGCGCGGGACGGGGGUAUUGAGGGCAACGCUGCGCCUGCGCCCCGAGCCGGUUCGGUCGGCGGUCCGCUGGAUGCUGCGGCGGCGCAGCCAACGACUGUUGCGGGCGCUGGACCGUUGGGGAGUGUGGGGUGUGCUGGUCGUCACGCCGUGGGCCGGAGUGUAUGUUACCACGCUGACUUUGGAGGUGGCCGGGAUGAACCGGGGCCGGCUGUUGGCAUCGGUCGCCGCAAGCCUGAGUAUACAUGGAGCCAUCGCUACGCUGGCGUCGGUAGGGGUUUUCAGCCUGGUGUAA
Molecule: messenger RNA, 468 nt
Organism: Geodia barretti
Lineage: Eukaryota; Metazoa; Porifera; Demospongiae; Tetractinellida; Geodiidae
Source: the annotation of a GenBank genome assembly